GUGAGUACCUAUCCACGUCAGCUGGCUAUCUGGGUUUGGGCUGAGGUCGAGUGUUGUUAACUUGGGUGCGUGUGCGCAGCUACGUUUGGAGGAAUUAGCUGUAUGCGUGCGUAGGGUAGGGGGAGGGGGAGGGGCAGGUGGUCGAACUGUGAGAGGUACUGGAUGGAGAACUCUGUCCCACAACCACCUCCUCAAGUUCAACCGCCUGCGCCUCCUUUCCAAACAACAGCGGCUCCAACUUUUCCUCUGUUCAAUCCUCAUGGUGGUUUCUACCAGCAACCUUUCCCUGCUGUUGCACCUCCUUUCGCGUUUGCUCCAAUAGGACAGAGCGUGGCGCCCGCUCCAGUGCAAGGGCCAUGGACGUAUACAGGACCCAGUGCUGCGCCAACGCAAGGGGGUGGACAGUAUAAUGCCGACUACGGGAGAGGUAAUGGUAGCUUCCAGUCCCGUGCUUUCUUUACUCGUGAACAUGCAGAUUUCAUAGAGAAAUUGAAGCUAAAGGAUGCGGUGGAGGAGGCGCGAAAGAAAGAUCGGGAGGAUAUUAUGAGAUUGAGAGGGUUUGGCUGGGAGAUUGAGAAACCCGGGGAAAAAGAAAAAUGGAGAGAAAGAGAAUCUGAGUCGGAAAAAGCCAAGGUUGAGAAUAGAGGGAAGAGCAAGAAGCAUGUCGGGAAGGACAAAGGAAAAGGGAAAGUAAUGGAUAAUGCAAAGGAGGACGAGAUGAAAAAAUGGGUGGCUUCGAAUUUUGGGGGAUCUUUGAGGAUGUUGUCAGAAAAAAUGGAGGAAGUCGAGAGGAAUUCUAAAUUGAAGGAGGCUGAACUAGAGGAACUGAAACUACUGAGGGUCGAGAAGGAGCUGAGGGAACUGAGGGAAAACUCGAGCUCAGAAAAAAGGAAGAGGGAUACUAUGUCCCCUGCGAAACCUGGGAAAGGGAAGGUGAGAUCCCGCUCAUGUCUUUUGAAAAAAGGGGGGAGGGGCAAGAGUACGAAGUCAGUGGAGGUCUCCUCAGACGAGGAUGGCAAAGAGAAGGAUGAUGUCGUGCAGAAUUUAAGUAGAACAAUGGAGGGGUCAAUGUCAAGGAAUAAGGAGGUAUCCGAACUGAGGGACUUGAUAAAGGAAUUAUUGGCAGCAAAAGGACGGGAUGCUAGUAGCAGUAAUACGGGUGGAGAGCCGGAAGUGGGGAACGCAGUAGUAGGAAGAGGGCAGGGUGAACAGAAUGGGAAGAAAGUGGACUCUGACGAAAAAUUGGGAACCAAUGAAAAGAGGAAGGAUAAGGAAGAAGGCUCGCUGGGAUUAUAUUUCAAGGACCGGAUCAUCUACUACGAUGCUAUGCACUAUACGGAGGUGCAGGAGCUGUGUAAGAAGAAGGGCAUUCCAUACAAACGGAAGGAGGCCGGGGUAUGGGAGUUGGCUAGAUUGGACUUCGAGGUGCUACUGAAGUUGGAUGCUCCGGAUGAGAAGGACGAAGAGAGUGAAGAAAGGAAGAGUGAAGAAGAGGUAGAGAAUUCCGAGAGUAACUCCUGUUCUGAAGAAGAAACCCAGCAAGACGACAUAGCGGGAAACUGAGUGACAUGAGCAAACGGUCUCUGUUGAGAGCUUACAAGAGAC
Chara braunii is the source of this 1605-nucleotide messenger RNA. Lineage: Eukaryota; Viridiplantae; Streptophyta; Charophyceae; Charales; Characeae. The record is from the annotation of a GenBank genome assembly.